AUGGCGGACUUUGAAUCGAAUGAAUCGACCUCCUCGCUCUGUGACGCAUCUGCCAAAUCUUCGAUCACUUCGACUUCUGAUGCUUCGUCUUCUAUUCAAGAUGGCUCCAAAUCGUCCGGCUCUUCCGCAAGUUCCAUCGAUUCGAGCGUCUCCAAUCUCACCGACAGCUCGCCGACGGACGCCGUCUCGCAGCUCAUCCCACCGUACAUUCGCGAUAUUUGCAAAGAGCCGAAAAUGGCCGAGUUGAGAGUCGCCUACGACGCUCCGACCUUCCAGUGAGUGGGAAAGUUGAAGGGAAUCGACAGAUGUGCUUACUUUUAGAACGACUUAUACUUACUCAAUCAUCUGGGAGGGCGACAUCACUACAGGCGAGCAAGCCAAGAAUUCGGUCCAGUUGAAGAAGGCCUCUUCUCGGAUCUCGACCAGUUCGGUCCGCUCUUCGCGUGGACCCACUCCCGUCUACACGUACUGCGACGGUCCGUGCAAGAAAGUCUUCCUGUCGAGUCUUCUAAACACCAUCGGAAGGUAAAACAAAAAUCUCUUCUCGCUUUGAUUUCAAGUAUUUUUUCUUCAGAUGCGACCAUUACCUGUGCAACGCGUGCUACGGAAUCGUGAUCAACUCGGACGGAACCCCCGGAUGCAGUGCCUUCGGCUGCUUCUCGAAGGGCGGAAGCCGUAGAGAGGCGAAAAAGAAACACGAGAAGGAGGUGUGCCGGAAGCAAAGAGUGCGUGCCCGGGACAUGAAGGCUCGCGGGAUUGACGUGAAGUCGGCCUCCUCGGCCACUUCGCUGAACUCGCUGAGCAACACUUCCGAGGACUCAAACAACAAUUCGGAUGUCUCUUCGGAGACGUCCUGCUCGUUCGAAUCUGCUACCCGACCCGAGAAAGCCCGCUUCAAGCUGGUGUAUCCGUCGGCGCACGAGAUGAUCGGAGUGAGACUUGUCAUUGUGGAGCCCGCCGAUUUCGGAAUUCAACAGUGAGCAGACAGCCUUGAGCACGCAGUCAGAAAAGAGUGUUUUACAGUCUUUUCGCCGAAAUGGAGACUCAGACAAUGACGAAAGUGAAGCACGCGGUGGGGGCUCUUCUGGCUCACAAGAAGCGGUCCGAUUACAUCGAGAAGGGCCGACUGUACUACGCGGAACUGCAGCCAAACUACUCGCGCAAGCUCCGCCGAGUCAAAUCGAGCGAACUCGAGAACUCUCCGCUAUUUCAUUUCCCGCAAAUGUGAGCGGGAACCGAAAGAAUACGAGUGCUAAUUGAAUCAUUUUCAGCGCGGAGCACAUUGUGUUCGUGAUGGACAUGGGCGGUUUCGUGAGAAUGGGAGCCAAGAUCAGCUUCGGAUAA
Molecule: messenger RNA, 1344 nt
Organism: Caenorhabditis sp. 36 PRJEB53466
Lineage: Eukaryota; Metazoa; Nematoda; Chromadorea; Rhabditida; Rhabditidae
Source: the annotation of a GenBank genome assembly